UUUUAGAAGUAAACUUAAUAUUUCUUAAAGACUGACUUGAAGCAAAAUUAAUGAAACAGUUUCUAUGCCUAUCUUCAAGGUUGGCAAACCAUUUAAACUGGUGCCAUGAUAGAUAAGGUAGGGCUUCGUAACGUCAGUAACGGCCUUCCUAAAUGGAGAGGCCACAUUCAGAAGAGCCUGGUAACGUUCAUGUUUGGUUUGCUUAGCUCUGCGUUACUACCAUGGAAUUUGUAUCAAAACACAUGAGGUUGCAAAAGAAACCGCCGGCUCACUUAUGACGAGCUCCCUAUCCCCAGGCAAUGAAGACAAUACACGGUUAAUUAACGUGAUGAAAGGGGAAAAAAAGUCACAGCGAAGAUCGCAACAAGGAGAAACGGGGUUGAAAGGAGAAUGUAAUGACGAUCAGAUUUCUGGCAGCGAUUAAAUAUAAGGUACCAGCUGUUGACGGUGUGGGGCUCCUGCGUUUUGCAUUAACCGGGGGAAAAAGGUCGGCUGUUGCCGCUUCUCUCGAUCUUCAAAGGCGAAAGAUAGUCAGCAGUUCCGCCAGCGACUCUCGUUGGCUGGAGAAGCCGAGGAGGGAGCGCCGUGCCCCGGACUCCGCUGCGUCCAGAGGACGAUGGUACUUGACAAGGAGGAAGGUGUACCAAUGCUUUCUGUGCAACCGAAAGGCAAGCAGAAAGGUUGUGCUGGUUGCAAUCGCAAGAUCAAGGAUCGUUACUUGCUCAAGGCAUUGGACAAAUAUUGGCAUGAAGACUGUCUAAAAUGUGCCUGUUGUGACUGCCGUCUUGGAGAAGUCGGAUCAACACUCUAUACAAAAGCAAACCUAAUUCUCUGUCGUAGAGAUUAUUUAAGGCUUUUUGGUACCACGGGAAAUUGUGCAGCGUGCAGUAAACUGAUUCCUGCCUUUGAGAUGGUGAUGAGGGCCCGAGAAAAUGUCUACCACUUGGACUGUUUUGCCUGUCAGCUCUGUAAUCAGAGGUUUUGUGUGGGUGACAAAUUUUUCCUGAAGAAUAAUAUGAUCCUCUGCCAAAUGGACUAUGAGGAAGGGGCAAUGAAUGGAAGUUUCUCAUCACAAGUUCAGUGAUCUGCCCAUGGCCUUCUAAAGUGUUGUGGGAUGUUCAACACUUAAACGAAAAAUGGAGAGCAUUUGUCAGCUUGCUUGCAACACUUCAAUUAGUCCGGAAUGGAUUAAAGUAACUUUCUCCAACACUGAGCAGUUAAGAUUUUAGAUGCACAGCUGUGCUGUUUAGCUGGGCAGUGCUUUGCCUGUAUGUUUUGUGAUGUUGGGUCUGGGAGGGUAUGUACAGUGUUUCUGUAUAUAUAAACUGGAACAUUUAUUUUACAUAAAUGUAAUGCAAUUUUAUUAUUACUGGUGUGCAUUAAAGGAAAUUAAAUGUU
Messenger RNA from Chiloscyllium plagiosum (whitespotted bambooshark), 1398 nucleotides. RefSeq names its product LIM domain only 1 (gene lmo1). NCBI's taxonomy places the organism in Eukaryota, Metazoa, Chordata, Chondrichthyes, Orectolobiformes, Hemiscylliidae. Gene Ontology annotation, cellular component: nucleus. The record is from RefSeq and is a predicted model, not a curated record. Gene Ontology annotation, biological process: positive regulation of transcription by RNA polymerase II. Gene Ontology annotation, molecular function: transcription coactivator activity; DNA-binding transcription factor binding.